Aquila chrysaetos chrysaetos is the source of this 1461-nucleotide messenger RNA. It is a transcript of the gene NR1I3, whose product is annotated as nuclear receptor subfamily 1 group I member 3. Gene Ontology annotation, molecular function: zinc ion binding; nuclear receptor activity; RNA polymerase II cis-regulatory region sequence-specific DNA binding. Lineage: Eukaryota; Metazoa; Chordata; Aves; Accipitriformes; Accipitridae. The transcript is spliced from 10 exons. Bases 16 to 1350 code for a protein of 444 amino acids. Gene Ontology annotation, biological process: negative regulation of transcription by RNA polymerase II; cell differentiation; positive regulation of transcription by RNA polymerase II. The record is from RefSeq and is a predicted model, not a curated record.
ACCCCCCGAGCUGCCAUGGUCCUGGGGCACCACAAGGAGACGGCAGGGACAGGCAGGGGCUGGGCAGCCCCUCGCUGCGUGGUGGCGAGCACCGGGCACCAGCCGCACCAGUGGGUGCUGGAUCCCAGGCUCUGUCCUCGCUGUGGUCCCCCCGGUCUGGGUGCUGCCACCUGUGUCCCCGGCCAUGUCCGUGCCAAGCCCCUCGGAUAUGGAGAGCAGCCCCUGCCUGCUGCCGGGGCCCUGGGGCUCCGGGGAGGAGGAUGUGGAGCCUGGGGAGGACAAGGUCUGCGCCGUGUGCGGGGACCGUGCCACCGGCUACCACUUCCACGUCAUGACCUGCGCUCCAUCAACAAGGGCGUCCGCUUCACCUGCCCCUUCACCCGGAGCUGCCCCGUCACCAAGGCCAAGCGUCGGCAGUGCCAGGCUUGCCGCCUCCAGAAGUGCCUGGAUGUGGGCAUGCGGAAGGACAUGAUCAUGUCGGAGGAAGCGCUGAGGCAGCGGCGGGCACUGCGGGGGCAGCGGCGGCUGGCACGGGAGCAGCCGGGGGGGCUGACGGCGGAGCAGCAGGAGCUCAUCGGCAUCCUCAUCGCGGCCCACCAGCGCACCUUCGACUCCAGCUUCUCCCAGUUCAGGCACUACCGGCCCGCCGUACGCCUCUAUGUUCCCAGCCCACGGCCGCAGAGCCCACCGCAGCCGGGCAUCCCUGCCGCGUGGACACCAUCCCAGCAGCCGGACUGCCUGGACGAGGACGUGCUGCCCGAUGUCUUCUCCAUGCUGCCCCACUUUGCCGACCUCAGCACCUUCAUGAUCCAGCAGGUCAUCAACUUCGCCAAGGAGAUCCCAGCUUUCAGGAGUUUGCCCAUCGAUGACCAGAUCUCACUGCUGAAAGGGGCCACGCUGGAGAUCUGCCAGAUCCAGUUCAACACAGUCUUCAACACAGAGACCAAUGCCUGGGAGUGUGGGCAGCACUGCUACACUAUCCAGGACGGAGCCCUGGCUGGUUUCCAGCAGAUCUACCUGGAGCCACUGCUCAAGUUCCACAUCAGCCUGAAGAAGCUGCAGCUGCACGAAGCUGAGUACGUCCUGCUCCAGGCCAUGCUGCUCUUCUCACCAGACCAUGCCAGCAUCACCCAGCGGGACUUCAUCGACCAGUUCCAGGAGAAGGUGGCCCUGACGCUCAAGAGCUACAUUGACCACUGGCACCCCAUGCCCGAGGGCAGGUUUCUCUAUGCAAAGCUGCUGCUGCUCUUGACAGAGCUGCAGACACUGAAGGUGGAGAACACGCGGCAGAUCCUCCACAUCCAGGACCUGUCCUCCAUGACACCGCUGCUCUCUGAAAUCAUCAGCUAGAGCCCAUGGUGGCGGUGCCCACACCAUCACCCAGCCCCCGGCCGAGCACCGGGGCUCACCAGCUACCAGUGCACUUUACAGGGCAGAGUAAAGCUCCUUUAUUUUUCCAGG